Messenger RNA from Penicillium atrosanguineum, 1539 nucleotides. RefSeq lists its product as uncharacterized. The coding region runs from base 1 to 1539 and encodes 512 amino acids. The transcript is spliced from 3 exons. NCBI's taxonomy places the organism in Eukaryota, Fungi, Ascomycota, Eurotiomycetes, Eurotiales, Aspergillaceae. The record is from RefSeq and is a predicted model, not a curated record.
AUGUCUGGAAACGAGCGACGGGUGGUGGAUUCGACGCUUCCAACCGCAGAGUCUUCAGAUUCAUCUAUGCCGGAGGUUCCGGGUCUCUCAGGCGAUGCCUCUCAAAACGCAAAAACGAGAAGGCGAAGGCGUGCGGCCGACUCGGACAAUCAAAAGAACCAGAUGUUCUACUUUGUCGAUUCCAACUCAUCGUCGAAGGAGAAGCGCGCCCAUGUCAUGCGCCACCACGUGCAGGAAAAAAGGAAGCAGCGCAAAUUCUCUCAUGGCAUGAUCCACGAACCGCUGAAUGAUUCUUUAUCUUGGUCUGUUAGAAAGGAAUCCGAUUAUGAUACAGACAGUGGAAAGGAUAUAUUCUUGAUUGGUACACCGGGUCCUUCCACCGACCCGAACACUUCGCUCCCAAUGCGGUUCUCGAAUGUGAACCAUCACUCCCAAAAGACAGGCCCCGUGCAAGUAGGCUCCCCCAUCACCAUACUGGAUGCGUCCCGAACGGACCCAUUUUCGAGCCUACCAAUGGCCCAAAAUCCCGAAGAUGAGGAAUUGGUGGAUUAUUGGCACACCAAAUUAACAUAUUGGUCUGGACAAAACCCACACAUCAAGAAUCAAAUUUUCCGCACCGCCAUGCAGCAUCCGCUUUCCUUCCAGGCAUGUAUUCUGCUCUAUUGUGCGCGGUGGAAGGCCCAAUUACUUGGCCUCCCCGAUGCGCCAGAAGUCCAACAACGUGUUAUCGAAGCCCGCAAGCAGAUUGCAGAUGCUCUUUCGGGUUCUACACAGGUACCACCCGACUAUCUGGCCCUGGCUCUGGCGGGUAUCGCCCUCUCAGAAUGGCGGUUUGGCAAUAUGCCAGAUGCUCAAGCGUAUCUUGAACAGGGUGCCCGAAUCAUGCGACCUCGCACUGGAGCCAAUCUGCCGGUAGAGACCAUGCUUCAUUACGUGCGGUACAUCAUGCCCCCUAUCAGUUCGGUGAUUGAAACAUCAGACCGCCAUUGGCUGGUCAUCUUCCUCCGAAGAGCGGACGACCUCAUGCAAAUGCACAACCAGAUCGAAUACCUGUGCAUGGCUCCACGGAGACGCGACGCCUUUCAGAUGGAGAGUCCGUUGUUUCCCUUAUUGUCCAGUGGGCCGCGACCCUCGCAGGUGCCACAGGCGUCCCGCAAGUAUGUGGUCCGUAAUCUUCAGACCCAGGAGGUCAGUCGGACUGCGGCCCUCAUUUACAUUACUGCAGCACUCUGGGACUUCAGGGACUCGGUCAGUAAGACCAACCGAUUUUUAGACUAUCUACACUCGACGGUCGAGCACCAUCAACUCGGCCGACACCCCGCCUGCGAGACUCUACUCUGGUUGCUGCUAGAACAGGGAUGCGAUCCCGACUUACAAAACCCGGAGCGAUCGUGGUCUACGGGCCAGCUGCUCAUGACGCACAGACGGCUACGGCCUGAUCUGCAAUUCCACUUUAACGAAAUUCUGAUGGGUUUCUUGCACCUGCAUCCGCCGAUACGCGGCAUUGACGUGUUCGAACAAGAACUUGGGGAGAUUUAG